Molecule: messenger RNA, 2109 nt
Organism: Aspergillus heteromorphus CBS 117.55
Lineage: Eukaryota; Fungi; Ascomycota; Eurotiomycetes; Eurotiales; Aspergillaceae
Product: phenylalanine--tRNA ligase subunit beta
Exons: 9
Coding region: 139-1941 (600 amino acids)
Biological process (GO): phenylalanyl-tRNA aminoacylation
Cellular component (GO): cytoplasm; phenylalanine-tRNA ligase complex
Molecular function (GO): RNA binding; phenylalanine-tRNA ligase activity; ATP binding
Source: RefSeq, a predicted model, not a curated record
CCCCUCCCAGCAAUUACGACCGAAGUCGUCGUGCGCUCUACGCAGACGAUUCCUGGCGCGAGGGAAGUCUGUUGAUUUCUCUGACCUUGACCAUUCUGUGACCCUGUCUCUACCACCAAACCCCCGCCUCCCACCACCAUGCCUACUAUCUCCGUUGACAAGGCCGCGCUCUUCCAGGCGCUCGGUCGAGACUACACCACCGAGGAGUUCGAUGAGUUGUGUUUCGAAUUCGGAAUUGAACUCGAUGAAGACACGUCAAACUCCGACAGACCGAUCGUGAACGGAAAGCAGGAGCCCCCGCAGCUCAAGAUUGAGAUCCCCGCCAACCGUUAUGAUCUGCUGUGCUUCGAGGGAAUUGCCCUGAUGCUCAACAUCUUCCUGGGCCGCCAGCCUAUUCCCAACUACAAAUUGGUGGAGCCUGCGAAUGGCGAGCUGCAAACGAUCAUUGUCAAGGAGGAUACCAUGAAGAUCCGUCCCCUCGUCUCCGGUGCCAUCCUCCGCAACAUCAAGUUCGAUCAAGCGCGUUACGAGUCGUUCAUCGCCCUGCAAGACAAGCUCCACCAGAACCUCGCCCGGCAAAGAACCCUGGUGUCUAUCGGAACCCACGACUUGGACACCAUCCAGGGCCCUUUCACAUAUGAAGCCCUUCCCCCGAAAGAUAUCAAGUUCGCCCCUCUCAACCAGACGAAAGAGAUGGAUGGUGAGGAGAUGAUGGCCUUCUACGAGAAAGACAAGCACCUGGGCAAGUACCUCCACAUUAUCCGCGAUUCCCCCGUCUACCCGGUUAUCUACGACUCGAAGAGGACCGUCUGCUCCCUCCCUCCCAUCAUCAACGGCGACCACUCGAAGAUCAGCGUGAACACCAAGAACGUCUUCAUUGAGAUCACGGCGCUUGACAAGACGAAGCUCGAGAUCGUGAACCGCAUCAUGGUCUCCAUGUUCUCGCAAUACACCUCUGAGCCCUUCACUAUUGAGCCGAUCAAGAUUGUCUCCGAGCACAACAACGAGACCAGAAUCGUGCCCGACAUCUCUCCCCGCACAACACAGGCCGAGGUCUCGUACAUCAACGAAUGCUGCGGCUUGGAGCUUUCACCCGCAGAGAUCUGCACCUUCCUGAAGAAGAUGGCCUACGACGCGAAGCCCUCUGCCACGUCUCCCGAUCUGAUCGAUGUAUUCGUUCCCCCGACCAGAGCCGACGUGCUUCAUCAGGCCGACAUCAUGGAGGACGUCGCAAUUGCCUACGGCUUCAACUCCCUCCCCCGGUCUUUCCCCAGCAAGUCGGGUACCAUCGCCCAGCCUCUCCCCAUCAACAAGCUCACCGAUAUCGUGCGCAUUGAGGCCGCCAUGGCCGGCUGGUCUGAGGUGCUGCCCCUGAUCCUGUGCUCUCACGACGAGAACUUCGGCUGGCUCAACCGCAAGGACGACGGAAAUACCGCCGUCAAGCUGGCCAACCCCAAGACCCAGGAGUUCCAGGUCGUCCGCACGAGUCUGCUGCCCGGUCUGCUCAAGACUAUCCGCGAGAACAAGCACCACACCGUCCCCAUGAAGAUCUUCGAGGUCAGCGACGUUGCCUUCAAGGACCUGUCCCUGGAGCGCAAGAGCCGUAACGAGCGCCACUUCGCCGCUGCCUGGUACGGCAAGACCAGUGGAUUCGAGGUCGUGCACGGCCUUCUGGACCGCGUCAUGGCCAUGCUCAAGAGCGCCUUCAUCACCGGUGAGGAGGGUCUCGAGAACCCGGCCAUGAACGACUCCCAGUACUGGAUCGAAGAGCUCGAUGAACCUACUUACUUCCCCGGCCACUCCGCCUCCGUUCACGUCCGCAUAGCCGGCAAGGACCACGUCAUCGGUGCCUUCGGUAUCCUGCAUCCGACCGUCCUGGAGAACUACGAGUUGAAGUACCCCGUCAGCACCCUGGAGCUCAACAUCGAAGCCUUCCUAUAAGCGAGAAUAGGUUGGUUAUGAAUGACGGCUGAGGAUUCAACACAAGAAAGAGCAUGCGUAGAUGAUAGAAAUGUCAACAUUUUUAGAAAGAAAGAAAGAAGAGCUCACUCACAAAUCAUGAUUGAUAAGAACCCUGAUUAUUUUAAAAUGAAUAUAUAGCAAAAAAGC